Messenger RNA from Penicillium mononematosum, 345 nucleotides. RefSeq names its product NEDD8-conjugating protein UBC12. The transcript has 2 exons. The record is from RefSeq and is a predicted model, not a curated record. Bases 1 to 345 code for a protein of 114 amino acids. NCBI's taxonomy places the organism in Eukaryota, Fungi, Ascomycota, Eurotiomycetes, Eurotiales, Aspergillaceae.
AUGUAUAAGGGUGGUGUCUUCAACUUUAGCUUUGCCGUCAACCAGAACUUCCCUCAUGAUCCUCCCAAGGUCAAAUGCACACAGAAGAUCUAUCAUCCCAAUAUCGACUUGGAGGGCAACGUCUGCUUAAACAUUCUACGAGAGGACUGGAAGCCUGUGUUGAAUUUGAAUGCUGUCAUUGUGGGCAUGCAGUUCCUUUUCCUCGAGCCAAACGCCUCCGACCCUCUCAACAAGGACGCUGCGGAAGAUCUUCGCGCCACUCGUGACACCUUCAAGAAGAACGUACGCAACUCCAUGGCCGGCGGGUCCGUCCGAGGCAUAUCGUUUGAGCGGGUGCUACGGUGA